Messenger RNA from Nerophis lumbriciformis (worm pipefish), 1275 nucleotides. Lineage: Eukaryota; Metazoa; Chordata; Actinopteri; Syngnathiformes; Syngnathidae. The record is from RefSeq and is a predicted model, not a curated record.
AUGGGUGACAAAGAAGCUGCCUUUGACGAUGCUGUGGAAGAGAGGGUCAUCAAUGAGGAGUAUAAGAUAUGGAAGAAAAACACUCCAUUUCUCUACGAUCUGGUCAUGACUCAUGCUCUGGAGUGGCCCAGUCUUACUGCCCAAUGGCUGCCAGAUGUCACCAGACCAGAAGGAAAGGACUACAGUGUACACAGACUGGUGCUGGGGACACACACCUCUGAUGAGCAGAAUCACCUUGUGAUUGCUAGUGUUCAGCUCCCCAAUGACGAUGCCCAGUUUGAUGCCUCCCAUUAUGACAGUGAGAAAGGAGAGUUUGGCGGUUUUGGUUCUGUGAGUGGAAAGAUAGAAAUUGAGAUCAAAAUCAAUCAUGAAGGAGAAGUAAACAGAGCACGCUACAUGCCCCAGAACCCUUGCAUUAUUGCCACCAAGACCCCCACCAGUGAUGUGCUGGUUUUCGAUUAUACUAAGCACCCUUCUAAACCAGAUCCUUCGGGAGAGUGCACUCCAGAUCUUCGCUUGCGAGGUCACCAGAAAGAGGGCUACGGCCUCUCCUGGAAUCCAAACCUAAGUGGAUGCCUCCUCAGUGCUUCAGAUGACCAUACUAUCUGCUUGUGGGACAUAAGCACAGUGCCCAAGGAGGGAAAGAUCGUGGAUGCCAAGACUAUCUUCACGGGCCACACUGCCGUCGUAGAGGACGUGUCCUGGCAUCUCCUCCACGAGUCACUCUUUGGGUCUGUGGCUGAUGACCAGAAACUCAUGAUCUGGGACACACGAUCCAACAACACCUCCAAGCCCAGUCACGCAGUGGAUGCUCACACUGCUGAGGUCAACUGCUUGUCUUUCAAUCCUUACAGCGAGUUCAUACUGGCUACUGGCUCUGCAGACAAGACCGUGGCGUUGUGGGACCUGAGAAAUUUGAAGCUGAAACUGCACUCUUUCGAAUCUCAUAAAGAUGAAAUAUUCCAGGUGCAGUGGUCUCCCCAUAAUGAAACUAUCCUGGCUUCAAGCGGCACUGACAGAAGGCUAAACGUGUGGGACCUUAGUAAGAUUGGCGAGGAGCAGUCACCUGAGGACGCAGAGGACGGCCCUCCUGAGCUGCUGUUCAUUCAUGGUGGACACACAGCAAAGAUAUCAGACUUCUCUUGGAAUCCCAACGAGCCGUGGGUCAUUUGUUCUGUGUCUGAGGACAACAUAAUGCAAGUGUGGCAAAUGGCUGAAAACAUCUACAAUGAUGAAGAUCCAGAAGGUGUAGCAGAUUCUGAAGUCCAGGCAUGA